AUGCCGGGAAUUCCUGGCGCCCCUGGGCCGCAAGGACAACAGGGAAAAGAUGGAGCUCAGGGGGAGCCUGGUGUAAGGGGACCGAGAGGUAUGACGGGAACAAGAGGACAGAAAGGAAAUUCCGGGUCACUUGGUAAAAAUGGUGCACCUGGAAUGAUGGGAAUUAAAGGAGAUAAAGGUCAUGGAGGGUCACGUGGCAGCAGUGGACCGCCAGGAGUAAAGGGUGUGAAAGGAGAGCAGGGAUCUAAAGGAGAGAAAGGAGAAAUCGUGAAUAGUGCAGUGUCACAGACCAACUGGAAACAGUGUGUGUGGAAAAAUCUGAAUGAUGAUAGAGAUAGUGGAAAGAUUAAGGUAUCCAAAUAUCUAGAAAAUUCAGUGAAAAUAAAGUGUUAGAGCCAAUUUGUCAUGGCCAUCUCAACAAGACUUUAGAGAUAUGCUAUCAAACUGAAAAUAUCAAUUAACAAUUCCGUGCAUUCUAACAGGCAGGAAAAGUACAAGGUCAUCAUCACAUUGUUCCCUAUAAUACUCUUUUAAAGCAUUUGUUUUUGGGCACUAAGACUGUCUUCUCGGCAUUUGUUAUAGGACUGCUCAUUCAACAAGCUGCAGUCUGAUACAGCCAUUAAAGUCUCAUUCCAGGGAAAUAUGAGAGUAUACAGCUCUUCUAAAUGCAACAGGUGGUUCUUCAAGUUUAAUGGAAAUGAAUGCAGUGGACCGAUGACAAUUGAGGCUGUUGUGUACAACAGCUGGCCAUCUAGGAAUCCUAGUCUGCUUCAUCACAGAUCAUUUGAGGGAUUCUGUGAAAACAUUCCACAGGGCAGGGUUACUGUGGAGUUAUGGGUAGGACAGUGUCUCACUCAUACACUGGGUGAUGCUUACACUGGAUGGAACUCAGUAUCCCGGAUAAUGAUUGAGGAAGUGUCUAGAGCCCAGUCCUAAUCACCCUGUCAUUUUCAGCUGAGGAAUGGAGAAGAAUAUUCUCUUUUUUAUUUAUCCAUUAUUUUAGAUUCAUAAUUUUCUCACAUUCUCCAUACCACCUAAAAAUUGAAGUUGCUGUUUGCCACUAAUACUAUUUUGCCCUGAUAAUGUUGGAUGUUACGAAGAUUCCUUUAUUCCAAUUUAAACCUUCUGCUUCUUUUUGAUCAUAUGUACUUUUCUUUGUACUUUUUAGUUUAUGCUAUAUACCGGUAGAUACCUACACCCCUCUAAAAAUUUUUUUUACAGAAUUAUUUUAAGUUUGUCUCUGUAUUACAGUAAAACUGUUUGACAUGUGAAAAUGAUAGUUUCUUUAAUCAUUAGUGAUACAACUGUGUGUGCUUCUUAGUACUUUUGGUUACAUCACAAACCAGAUAUGAUCUCUCGCUUUUUUCCAUUAUUUCUAUCAUCUUUUCCUCAGUAUCUCGAAAAAUAGUUUUGAAACCCUUUUUAAAUAUUAAAUGAAGACAAAAGAUCCAUAGUAUGAUAACAAAUUGAAGGGAAAAUGUUUAUCAUGAAAUUUUAAAAUUAAUUCAAUAUUUUUAAAUUAGAUUGUAUUCACAGCUAGUUUCUUUUAAUGGAAAUCAAUUUUCUCCAUCCUGUUUGUUCUGGAGAGUCCUUUAGAUCUGGUGGUACAUCUGCAAUUUCAUUAAAAUAAAAAAGUAGCAACAAAAUGUCAAAGGGUCAGUGGGCACAGACAGCCCAAGCUCAUAACUUACUACUUGAUCUUACUCGUUAAAUCUGAAUCCAAUUAGGUAGGUUGAUGAAACAUCUUAUUCCCAUUUUCCUGUUUAAUCCUCACUCGUUCCCAGUCCUUAAUCCCUUUUUGCAACAUGGGGCAGAGGAGAAUUCAGUUGGAAGCUGAUUGUGAACUUCAAGAAAGACAACUUGGAAUAGGUCAUUCUAAUUUUUUCCCCUUUCGACCCGGGUUUCCAUGCCUGAAAGAGGAAAAUUUCCGCUAACAAAGAACUUCCCCUAAAAAUUGUAGUUUUAGUUGAUUAUUGACAAUUAGUGAAACCUACAAUCAAUUCCAUUUACAAAUGUUUUAUGUGGCAGCUCAGGAGAACAGAAAAAGACAAAUCUAGAGAAUAAACAGUCAAGUUUCUAGACUGCUUACAAAAAAACAUAACUCAGCUGAUCUUUCCCUCAAGUUUUUUCAGAAGAGGGUGUCAAAGGGGGGGUUCCAAUCACACAUCACGUUGAAUUUUCUAUCGAAUCACGCAUCACGGGUAAUUUUUUUUUAACCAAUCACGCGUCACGUAUAAAGGAGUAAGUACACUAAUCUAACACGGUAAGAUUUCAACCUAUCGGAUGUAUUAUUGAAAAUUAUAUUGUAUCCAACGAUUUUAUCCUGGAAUGAAUUGCGUUUCACUUGUCAUAUUGCUUUUUGUAAGACAAAUGAAGAUGAUUUACUUGUUGAAACUAGACAACCAAGCGGUCGACAAAAAGAACACUGAAGAACAUAGUCCCUGUGCAAAUGUUAACUACAUUAACUUAUGCAUAUUGUGUUACGAUUGUUCGGACCUACUUGGAAGAUCAAAGACAUCAAAGGUCAGGCGAAGGUCAGCAAAGGACGGAAAAGACCAGAAAACAGUUUGACGGCUGCCAUGGUUUAUUGAUCUUUGUAAGACUCUAUUUCCUUUGAAUGAUUGGUUUCCUCUUGGCCAAAGAGCGUUCAUUAUCACGGAUAUCUAAUUAGUAAGUCUUGUAAAUCACGCGUCACGCACUUGUAAAAUAGAAAACCACCCAUCAAGUUGUGAUGUCCGGUCCCGCGUCACGCGGAUAAUUUGGGUUCAAUCACGCGUCACCCUGCAGGUUUUGGGGCCAAGUGCCACACAUUACAAAGUAAACCUUGCUUUAAUUUAAUAAACACAACAAAAUAAUCUCAUCUGUAACACAUGCAAGUACGAGGUUUGAUCUUUAUUUGUCAACUUUUUGGUUAACGUUUUCACACCCAAGAUCUUAUUGGUAAUUCUCCUUACUGUCUGCCAGACAAUUCUUGUGAUGUGAGUUUGGAAAACUUGGUAUUGGAUCAACUAACAAUCGCUACUUGAUAUUUUGAUAUAUCGAGGGAUACUGUGAAAACAUCCCACAGGGCAAGGUGACCGUUGAAUUAUUGGUAGGAAGAUGUCCCGGUGAAUCACUGGGUAAGGCUUACAUUGGAUGGUCAUUACUGUCCCAUAUAAAGUUAGAGGAAGUGUCAAGAGCCCAGACCUGAUCACUCCUAUCGUCUGCACUUAAGAUGACUUUUCAGCAUUGCACUGUGCAUCAUGCACUGAGCAUCAUGCACUGCGCAUAGAUAUCAAGUAAUCAAUUUAAUAAGUGUUGGUUUUCAGGCAAAGGACGAGGCAAACAGCUACUUUGAUCUUUUGCUCUUGAAAAGGCACAUUGACUAAUAUUGUUUAUUGGAUAAUUUGGUUUAAAAAUUAUCUCCUUUAAUUCAGAGAGACAUAAAAAAAAUUAUCAGUGGAAAAAGAUAUAGUUAAAAACGCGCAGGAGGCCGUUACUCGAGGAUGGAAAUCAUGAUCUUAUAUGCAAUGCCUCAAAGAACGCUUUUAGUCGAUGUCGUUUAAAAUCGGUUAAUUUUUUCCAUAAAUUAAAAAACAAACAUCACGAACUAUUUUUUUAUUGCAUUUUUCGAAACAGACCUUGGUAGGGAACAUUUAAGGGAAGUUUAACUUUUUUUUCAUUCUUCCAUCAUCGUGAUUUUCUAGAUUGUCUCCAAUUUUCAAUAUCGCAAGAUAUUUGUCUAACUUUUUGUUAGUAACAACUUUUGCUCUAAAAAUAUUCCCUGUUACCAUUCCAUUACUCCACAAAAAAAAGCUGGUAUUUUUAACAAACUUGACAAUUUGAUCCCCUCCCUAAGUUUCUCCUGAGUAAUUUGCAAUCCGUUUGCAAUCUCUCCCCUAUUUUAUGCACAGCAGGUAAAAUAAAUGUUUAAUACGGAAGAGUAGUCCUUAUACCUGAUUAAUUUUAAAGAAUCAAAAGGAAUCUAAGGCCUCAACACGACAUACUGUAAGCGGUAAAUUAGGUAGUUGCUGCCUGUGAAGGAAAACUGAGAAUGUUUUAAUAAAAAAAAAAGACAGUUUUUUUAAUCAUUAGUGAUACACCUGUACAUGCUUCUUUUCAUGUUGGCUACAUUGUCAUCAUUUCCUUCGUCUUUUUCUCAGUUCUUGCAAAAAAGUCUUGAAACCCUUCAAACACAUUGAUGAAGAAAAAGAGUUGUCCCUUGUACACAAAAGAAAAAUGUUUAUCACAGUCUCGCAACUGAGUUAGCAUGUUUUCAAUUAAAUUUUAUUUACUAGUCUCUCUUUAAAGAGACAUAUUUCCUCCAUCCUGUUUGUUCUGGUAAGUCCUUUGAAUCUGGUGGCACAUCUAUGAUUUACUGUCGAUAAAAAGUAAAUACAAAAUGAUUAAGGGCGAGCAAGCACAAAGAGCGUAAACUCUUAAAAAUAGUAUCUAUUAUAUUUCCUUUAGUCAAAACAUGAGAUGUGAAAUGAAAUUUUCAUUAAACUAAACAUGACUCUUGCCAUGCAGAAGAAUGAUGCAGUAUUAUACAAAUCUGCAUAGCGUAAUCUAACGUAUUAAAGAAGUACUGGGAUUUACUCAGUGUAAACUCACGUACCGAAUAAAAAUCGUUUUUCUUUGAUGAAAAGCAAUCCCAUUGGUCAUGGGAUUUUUCUCGUUAGUUAAAAAUAUCGUUUGACUAAUCAGAAGGGUAAUAGGGUUUUUUUUCACAAGUGGGAAAAUUGUAUCGGUUUUUCUGCCUUUUGGAGCGGCAUGCGAAAUAAUUGAGAGUGAAUGUCUGCAACGCUCCUGAAGGUAAGAUUAAAUUUUCCACCCGUAUUCAGUGCAUAAUUUUGAUAGCAUAACUGCAUAAUUAUAAUAGCAAGAGCAUCGAAGAUAAUGCCGAAAUAAUAACGUAAGUUAAAAAAAAAAUCCCUAUGGUGUUACACUUUAACAAAAGAUGAAUUCUGUAGCCUGAGUAAUGGCCAUAAUGAAACUGCUUUUCUUGCUCCCACUUAAAGAAUUUGCAAGUUUUUCCUUCUGAUAGUAGGAAUGGGGAGGGGAGAGGGAUGGGGAGGAGAGAGGGAGGGGGAGGGAGGGGGAGUGCACGCGCUUAUUCAACUGAUUACGUGAUAUCUAUGCGCAGUGCAUGAUGCGCAGUGCAUGAUGUGCAGUGCAUGGCGCGUAGUGCAAUACUAAAGAAUCAUGAGCUAAUACAUUGUUAUUUUGAGCUUUUUGAAAAAUUCUAAGCAUAAUGUUUGGCAUAACGCCAUUUUUCCAGGGGGAGACACUCGAAAACAAUGUUACUCGAAACUAAUCUGAAACUAAAUGCCACUUUCAAUGAGCAUACGCUGAUCAUACAUGAGCGUGUGUACAGGAAGACGGAUAAUUCAGGUCUUUAAGAACGCCAUACUGAACAUCUAAGCUAAUUAAAGUGUUGACAUGUCUUAAAAGUAUUGUCCAAUAGGAGAUUUUGUUUUAAAUCGCACACAAUUUUCAGAAUUUUCAACACAAAGCUACAUAAUUUCAGGCCGUGAAUUCGAGUAAAGCAUGGUAAAUCUAUUACGCGAAUCUUUUACAUGCAAGAAAUUAGUACGUUUUUUUCGCUUCUAAGCAGUAAAUUUAGCUUUCCUUUAAAAGUAGCUUUAGUCUGGAAAAUUUUCUUGGUCUAGAAGCUUAGGAUGAUCUUAGCUUCGUCUCGAACAACUCACGAGUCUCUCGUGCUCUCCAAACCUCCCGCAUGUAUCCAUGGCAUAUCUGGAUAUACGCACGCUAAGCAUGAAGAACAUGAUACAUCCUGCUAUGCAAAUAAGGCGAGCUCGUGACCGAUCAUCUUCCUCAGAUGCCAAGUCAUAAACACGGCCAUGCUGGUUGUCUUCUGAUGAUCUUCAUGGAUGAUCAUGGAUAAUCACAACUUCUGGGAAGCUCUAGGAAAUUCACCCAAUAAGGAAACAAGGAAAGGAAAUAAAGCUGUUUUCGAUAACACCGUACCUUAUCACAUCCCUUCUGAAAUCACUGGUCAUUUGGUCAAAGGCUAAACGGAAAUCAUGCCACUGACCAUAUCAAAUAUCUUUUCCUCCUUAAUAUGUCACGUUUGAUCAGAGAAGGGAUGCUACGUGGCCUGGAUUUUCCGGGUAAUUUCUCUGAAUUUAUGAAGAUUACGUGCUUCAUUAAUGAACGUGAUAAGGAUAUCAUAGUCAAGUUAUUUACCCGUGUGUGAUUUCGAGUAGUUUCAGACUUCCUUUCCAUUUGAUUAGCUCCAUCGCUUCCUUGUUAAAAUUCUUAUUUUAGAAUGGUAGCUGAGAGUUUACAUUUAAAGGAAAUUCUUUAGGAUACAAAAAGGCACGUACAGAAGGAAAUGCUUCACAACGAACAAAGUCAGUGUGUAAACAUCCGAUUAUGGCCGUCAUUAAUCUGUAUUCAUUAACACGCCAGCUAGAUCAAGUAACAGAUACUUAACAGUUUCGUUUGCUAAAUUGAAAGAUUUUGUUAAACUUCUUUGAGGUUAAAUUUUGUAAAAUAAACAAAAGGUCAAUAUGCUUAAUUAAGAACUAAGGUUGUACUAAGAAAUGUUAAAUAUAUUUCAGAGAAAAAUUUACCUCUGUUCCCGAGGAGAUCUAACAAAGCAGUCAUGAGGUACUGUAAUAGUUCUUGACUGACAAAUGAUAACUUGCCCCUUCAAAAAAGCGUUAGCUAAUUAAAAAAAAAAAAAAAAAAAUCUCGAAAAUUUUUUCAAUGAGCAUGCGUUAUCUAUACUUGAAUUUAUGUACAGGAAGAUAGACAAUACAUGAAGUUUUCUAAUUCUUUGAAAUGAGCUUGAGGUCUCCAGGAACACUAUACUGAACAUCUGACGGCUUGGCCGCUUUAAUACUGCCGCAUUUUUCUAAUUACAACACGGUUUUCUGUGAUACUAACGACUGGCCGGGUCAAAAUAACUAAAAAUAUCCCGCAUUUCCUCAAUCAAAAACAUUAUUGUUUCAGUUUAACAAGAUUUGCAGCAUGACGCGUCUGAAAUUUGUACCGUUAAUACAUAUGGUUAAGUUUGAAGAUGAAAAUCUAUCACACUGCGUCAGAAAGGUCUAACACUAGGUAUUUAGAACGUUUAAUAAUUAAUCCAAAGGCCAAACGAAGAUCACGUCAGUCACAGACUUUAUCAAAUUUCUAUGCCUCCUCAAUAUGUCGCGUUUGAUCAGAAAGGAACAUUUCAUUGCGCAGAUGUUUCCGGGAAAUUCUAUGUAUUUGUAGGGGGGUACGUGCUUCAUUAAAAACGUGAUAAGGAUAUCAGAGUUAAGUUGUUUACACGUGUGUGAUCUCGAGUAGCUUGAGACUUCCUUAUCAUUUAGCUCCAUCGCUUCCUACACUUAACAUUUCAAGGAAAUUCUCUGAGAUAUAAAUAGGCGCGAAUAUAAGGAGAUAUAUAUUUCAUUCAUAGAACACGAACUGCUCGUGUGAAGCAACUAUCGAAGAAUGGCGAAGCUUCUGAUCCUCGCUGCUUUGUUAAUUUUCUCAUCCAAAACAGAAGUAAGUUCCGUGGGAACAACCACCAGUCCUCAACAACAGAAUCCGCAAGCUGGUGCUGACAAAGACCCAUGUGAGGUACACUUAAGCAUGCUUUAUCCGCAGUUCUUUACUGUAAAAUUGCAUGUACUUCAUGAAACGUUCAUCUGCACACCUAAGUUUACUACCCAUGUCUACCAAGCUAAGCGCAAAACAAAUCCCUCAUCAAUCAUAAGUUUUCAAAUACAAAGUAGAACAUUAUUGGAAAAAGUUUUCUUUUAG
This is a messenger RNA of Pocillopora meandrina, 7758 nucleotides long. NCBI's taxonomy places the organism in Eukaryota, Metazoa, Cnidaria, Anthozoa, Scleractinia, Pocilloporidae. The record is from the annotation of a GenBank genome assembly.